AUGGAUUUCGUCAAGAAGGCUAUGGGCAAGGCCGAAGGCCAGCAAGGUGCUCAAGGAACCGGCGCCGCAGCUCCCGCAGCUCCCCAAGCUCAAGGCGGCCAGGCCCAAAAAGACGAUUACGUUGACAAGGCUUUUGCCAUGGGCGCCAAGAAGAGUGGCCACAACAUCGACCGCAACACCCAGGAGAAGAUUACGGAUGCGGGCCGUAGCAUGUAUGAAAAGGCAACGGGUCAAAAGGUCGACCCCAAGUAUUCUAAUUAAGAGACGAGUAAUGAUUCACCAAGAUACUGUACAAUAAUGAUAAUAAUAUCGAGUCAAUACUCUCUGUCACUGGUU
Messenger RNA from Trichoderma virens Gv29-8, 336 nucleotides. RefSeq lists its product as uncharacterized. Bases 1 to 261 code for a protein of 86 amino acids. NCBI's taxonomy places the organism in Eukaryota, Fungi, Ascomycota, Sordariomycetes, Hypocreales, Hypocreaceae. The transcript has 3 exons. The record is from RefSeq and is a predicted model, not a curated record.